Messenger RNA from Cyclocybe aegerita, 345 nucleotides. The record is from the annotation of a GenBank genome assembly. Lineage: Eukaryota; Fungi; Basidiomycota; Agaricomycetes; Agaricales; Hemipholiotaceae.
AUGUCCUUGCAACGUUACAAACUCGUAUUUUUCGUCCCAAAAGACAGCACACAGCGCGUUCUGAACCACUUGUUCUCCAAAUACCCCCAAGAGCUCGGAAAGAUAGGGAACUACGACCAAGUCGCCUUCAUCUCGCGCGGAACCGGACAGUUCCGACCGCUCAGCGGCGCCAACCCUAAUCUUGGGAAGGUCGGAGAACUGGAGUUCGUGGAGGAAGAUCGGGUUGAACUGCUCGUGAAUGACAAGGGCCAGCGUGAGCAGGUCCGGGAUGCGGUGAAGGAGUUGAAGAACGUGCACCCGUAUGAAGAGGUCGGGUACGAUGUUUAUAAACUGGAAGAUUUCUGA